Messenger RNA from Malus domestica (apple), 1779 nucleotides. The record is from RefSeq and is a predicted model, not a curated record. NCBI's taxonomy places the organism in Eukaryota, Viridiplantae, Streptophyta, Magnoliopsida, Rosales, Rosaceae.
AUGAAGACGUUGGCUAAGGUUCAAAUUAAUUUGCCUCUAUUAGAUGCUAUUAAACAAAUCCCAUCAUAUGCCAAAUUUCUGAAGGAGCUAUGUUCUAAAAAGAAAAAGUUCUUGGAAUACGAGAAGGUGAUUUUAUCUGAGCAAUACAGCGUUGUCCUCUUACAUAAGCUACCACCCAAGAAGAAAGAUCCGGGGAGUUUCACUAUCUCUUGUACUAUUGGUAGUCUUGAUUUUCAUAAAGUAUUGAUUGAUUUAGGAGCAAGUGUUAACCUUAUGCCUUAUUCUAUUUUUCAAAAAUUAGGUGAAGGAGAACUCAAGCCCACAUCUGUGAGUCUUCAAUUGGCAGAUAGGUCCGUGACAUAUCCUUUGGGUAUUCUGGAAGAUGUGAUUAUUAAAGUGGAUAAAUUUUAUCUUCCAGCUGAUUUCAUUGUACUUGACAUGGAGGAAGACAAGGAAGUGCCUCUCAUUUUAGGCCGACCAUUCAUGGCCACCGCCCGGACACUUAUUGAUGUGGAAGCAGGUAGUUUAACCUUAAGAGUGCAAGGAGAGUCAGUUGUAUUCAAACUCUUUGAAGCUGUCAAGCGUCCUUUCGAACCUGAAGAGUGUUUUCGUGUUGAUGUUUUGGAUGGGAUUGUGCAUGCAAACUUUGCCUCACGAUCAUCUAACGAUAAGCUAUUAACUUGCCUCACCAACCAUGAUGCUACUUUAUCUAUGGAAGAAAAUGUGGUGGACGUCAUUGCUGCAUUGGAUAGUGCACCAAUUCAUAAUCCAAGGUGGCGACAUGUUUAUGAAAGCCUUGGAGUACCUAAGCAGCCCCUUCUUCCUUCAAGUGAGCAAGCUCCGAAGUUAGAGCUCAAGCUACUACCGAGCCACCUCAAGUAUGCUCAUCUCGGGGUGAAUGAGACCUUGCCUGUUAUUAUUACUGCUGAUCUUAAUGACACGGAGGAAGACAAAUUACUAAGAGUUCUUCGCAAGUAUCAAGAUGUUCUGGGGUGGACACUUGCUGACAUAAAGGGCACUAGUCCAGCUUUGUGCAUGCAUAGAAUUUUUAUGGAAGCUGGGACUAAACCAAUUGUUGAAGCUCAAAGACGUCUAAAUCCGAUCAUGAAGGAAGUUGUAAGAGUUGAGGUGAUGAAGUUGCUUGAUGCAGGGUACAACCAAAUUCCAAUUGCCCCAGAGGAUCAAGAGAAGACAACGUUUACAUGCCCUUUUGGACAUCUAAUUUCAAGCAAAGGAAUAGAGGUCGACAAGGCAAAGAUUGAGGUGAUCGCCAAAUUACCACCACCAACUUCUGUGAAGAAUGAUUUUCUCACAUCAGCCCAAAUUAUAACAACUCCAGAUUGGACCCUUCCUUUUGAGCUCAUGUGCGAUGCUUCCGAUUACGCUGUGGGUGCGGUCCUUGUGGUAUUUGCUCUUGAAAAGGUUCGAUCGUACUUAGUUGGUGCUAAAGUUAUUGUGUAUUCUGAUCAUUCUGCUCUCAAGUACUUACUGUCUGAAAAAGAGGCCAAACCACGAUUGCUUCGAUGGGUCCUUCUCUUGCAAGAGUUUGAUUUGGAGAUCCUAGAUAAAAAGGGACGUGAGAAUGUUGUGGCGGAUCAUCUCUCAAGAUUAGUAAAUGCAAGCACUGAUGAGGCAGAUUCAUUGCCCCUGCAAGAGAGCUUUCCAGACGAGCAACUCAUCAAGUACCAUGGUAUGCUGACAUCGCAAAUUAUUUGGCAUUUGGAGAAAUACCAUCAGAGUUCAGCUACCAACAAGGGAAGAAGUUCCUCUCCACUGUAA